Molecule: messenger RNA, 1201 nt
Organism: Coniophora puteana RWD-64-598 SS2
Lineage: Eukaryota; Fungi; Basidiomycota; Agaricomycetes; Boletales; Coniophoraceae
Exons: 13
Coding region: 1-1074 (357 amino acids)
Source: RefSeq, a predicted model, not a curated record
AUGUCGUUGCUUCAAAUUAUCAAGCACGCUCCGCGCAUUGACCGUUCGCCAAGAUCCUCCUGCUUCCCUGUCGCAAUCCAGCUUGCGCUCGACAUGUACCUCAAACUGCACAUCCACGAGCGUAAUAUUCGGCCGUAUGCUGUCAAGGCACACGGAAUCGUCGGAAAGGUGUACCCGAUACUGGGGUGGUGUUUGGCGCAUUACAUCAUGGGAAGCGGGUUCAUUGUGUAUGGCACUAUCAUGGCUAUCGUGUUCAUCGCCAUUACUCUGUGGGGGAUUGUCAACACGUUCACCGAGCAUCACGGGGGUGCUUGGUCGGUCAAGGAUAUGCAGCAUACUAUCCUCGGUGAUCUUUGCAAGUUGGUGGACGUGAGGCAUGCGAGGCAUUUUCCUGUCGCGGAACAACCAGGCAUGUCGCCAGCGCUCCUGACAUGCGCUAUUUUCGCUGACAUUACCUAUGACCUCCAGCGUUCCGUGAUUCCUAGUAUUAUCAUUAUCCUCACAGGAUGGGCUAUGGCAGGACAUGCACAAGCGCUUAUGAUCUCGACGAUGGUCCACGCGACGUUUGGCUACACUCUCUCAGCUGCCGGGCUUGCACGCAUCGUUGAAGUGUGCUUCCUCUCCUCGGCGAGGUACGAUGUCCCACCGGUGCAGGGUGAUAACAACAGCAAACACACGCUCGCGCCGGGAGAUUCGUUGGCAUUGCAGGAAGCUGGGAGAGUCAACGCUGAGAUAGCGUUCAGGCACUUGUCACCUUUCCUAUUGGUUGUUUCUGGAAUCCUGUUCAUGUCAGCGACAGAUGAAGAGCUUGGAUUUGUCAACGAUGAAGGCAUGGACCAUGUCACGUACAUCCUUAUCAUGUUCAGCAUCGCAUUCCUCUUGUAUACCCUCGUACUAGCGCUCAUUCACCUCUUCACCAUUUCGGGCCGAAAUGCGUCCUCGAAUUCUCAAACCUCUCUGGCAGGUGAUAACGCCAUUGAACUCACCUCGCCCUGCGGGGCUACGCCCAAGUGGUAUGCUGCUGUGCCGGGCAAAGCGGAGGAGACACAUGUGCUCGGUGAAGACAAAGAUUAGUGUCAAUGCCUCUUCUAUGACAUCGAUGAUGGUGGGUUUAGGCAUUAGUGACGUCCACGUGUAAACGACGAGGCGUGUAUGUUGCGUGUAUGCUGUAGUGCCUAUGGGCGCUUGUUAUCCGUUUGUU